AAACCCUCUACACUAUACAAUACAUUUUACUAAUGUAGAUAGAUAGAACCUAGAGCCCUAAAUACUAAGUGGGGAUAGACUUUCCGUUCGACCUUCUUUCAGAAUUCGUGCGGGUGUUUUGUACGAACGAUAGACAUAGACGACGUCGCUCAUGUACUGAGUCUGUGUGGGUAUACUGGGUGCGUGCGUGAAAAAAAAAACGCGUGUGUUGUGUCUAUUUCCCUCCCCCCUUACUGAAAAUUCUUACUAUAGGUACUACUAUUAGUGAUACACACAUGUAUACAUAUAUAUCUUUUUGGUCUUUUUCUAAUGCACUUUUAAAAGUAGUACUGGCUAUCUCGCUCGUAUUUUGUAGAUUGCCAUCCCCAAAAAAUAACUCACGCGCAAUGUCCCAGCCCUCUCUCUUUUAACAUUUCCUCAAUGUGGCAUUUAAGUUUUAGACGUUAUUCGCGUUAGUAGUCUAUUUCUCUUGGUAUUUUGUGUUGUAAGUUGUAACACACAUGUCUAACGCGAGUUAGCUUGAUAAAAAAUAUAUAUAUGUAUAUAUUUAUUAAAAAUACGGUGCACCGGUGAUAGAUAUUUACUAAUAAUUAAAUGUGUUCUUAUUAUUUUAUUAAUUAUUUUAAAUUAUAUUGUUUAGCUAAUUUAUAUAUUUGUGUGUGUUAAUUAGCGGUGCUUAUAACAUUGUUUACGUUUUUUAUAACUUUUUAUUGUUUUAUUUUUAUUUUAUGUAAUAAUUGUAAAAUAACUUAUUAUUAUUAUUAUCCACUUCCUGGUUUGUUCGCGCACUUGUUUGCUUGUUUUUAAUCGCAACUGACGUCAUCUUCAGUGUUUGGACCUUGAAAUUUUUGGCUCGUGGAAUUACGCAUCGGGGACUUGCGGUUGGCAUUGAAUUAUCACAGCUCCCGCCUUGCGGUAGCAAAAAUUGACAAUGGGCACCUCGGAGCAGCAUUACUGUCUAAGAUGGAACAAUCAUCAUGCAAACAUGAUAACGGUAUUCCAAGAAUUAUAUCAAAAUGGAGCACUGACUGAUGUAACCAUUGGACUUUCGGAUGGUUUACUGGUUGAAUGUCACAAGCUGGUACUCGCUGCCUGUUCGUCGUAUUUUCGUAAAAUAUUACAAAAUUUGAACCGACCACGUGCAUUGAUACUCGUUAAUGUUAAAUACUAUCAGAUGAAAGCGAUACUUGAGUAUAUGUACCAUGGCGAAGUCAGUGUCACUACUGAAGAACUCCCGGCACUGCUUGAAAUUGCGAAUUAUUUGAAAAUAAAAGGGCUGACUGAUGUGCCAGAGUUUCCUGACUCAUCUUCACGGUCAUCUUCGCCGUGUGCGCAAACACGGCAGUCGCAAACGCAAUCUCAGUCCCAUUCGCAACAACAGCAGCAACAACAACAACCGCAACAUCAAAACAGCCAUCAGCAACGUCGUUCACGUCGUGACCAAGUCAGUCCGUCAUCACCGUCACCAGCAAUAACCACCAGUUGUAUGAACUACUUGGCUGCUAAUUCUGAUAGUAUUGGCAAUGGAAAUGGUAAUAAUAGAAUUGGUGAUCAUACGUCACCGCCACAUUCAACCAGUUCACCAUACUACAACAAUUAUCGUAAAUCACCAGCUCGUGCUCACAGCGAAUCACGUUUUCCGACAGCGCCUGGGUGGAAUUUACCGUUCGUUGGAUCACACUUUGCGUCGUCUCUCCAUCAAGGGUCAUCGAUGUCUGCCCACCAUGCGUCUUUGCUUGCUGCUCACUACGAGAACGAUCUAAAUACCCGUAACGCUGAUAGUUCCCAAGGAGCCGUACCACUUAUUCACGCUGACAAUCAAGAGUACCGUAGUCCCAGCAAUCACUCGGCCAAUGAUAACACGGACAGCAGACGCAACAGCAUGAGUCUUUCGCAAGGACGGAGUCCCUAUGACACUGUCGUCAAUGAUAGCGAAAAAAAAUUGUCACCACGCAUGCGUUCGACCGCUGAACCAAAUCGUGAAUGGAAACGUUAUAAGCAGUAUACUAAAGAAGAUAUAGCCUCAGCUAUUGAAGCUGUGAGAAAUGGUAUGAGUGCACUCCAAGCUUCGCGUCAAUUUCACGUACCAUCGCGUACGCUUUACGAUAAAGUUAAAAAAUUAGGUAUCGCUAACACACGAUCAAUGCGCCGUAGUAGUAAUCAUAGCGGAGCCAGUUUUCCAUAUGGUAUUGGUGGUAAUGUUAACGGUAGUAUUUAUGCAUCGAUGUCUGACAAUGACUAUGAUAAUAAGACCGGUGUUUUCGAGAGCCCGAGUGCUAUUAUUGAACAAGCUUAUGCCAAGAGUAGAGAAAAUUCAAACGAUCGUGAUUCGGCAAUGGAAAUAUCUCGAGUUACACCAACUCCAAGUCCUAGUCCGAAUCGAUCGAUUCAAAGCGCUGGUCAUAAUCAGCAAGAAGUUGAUAUGGAAGAUCAAGUUGAAGACUUGUCGAUGAGUAGUAGAAAGUCUGAUGUACGUGUAAUAGUAUCGCCUGUUAUCAAAGAAGAAAAACCUGACCCAGAUAAUGUUCAUCACAAAUGAUUGUAAUUAAUUUUUUUUUUUUUUAAUGAAGAAUAGACUAUCUGACGCGGGUUUAUUAUUAAAGAAAAAAAGCUUCGGCUUUCACUGAAUAAUUUUAUCAUCGUUAAUUCCGUGAUAAGACUGAGACCGCGUGCAUACUUGUAAUUUUAGAGACUGAGAAAUAUCUAUCACCGUAUCCUAUUUCUUUAUUUUUUUUUUUUUAAUUAUUAUUUUUAUUAUUAUUAUUAUUAUUAAAAACAAAUUUUUUUCUUAAAGAAAAAAAAGCUCAUAAAUAAUAUCUCAGAUCUAAUUAAUAUCUUAUAUGUUUUUUCUUACGACUGAGCUUUAACUAUUUAACGCAUUGUUGACGUUAAAAAAAAUAAUUAAAGAAGAAAGAUUAUAUUUAUAAAUAAUGUUUACACAUUAUUAGUGUACUAGAUCAUGUUAUUGUGAUUAAUUAUUAAACGUACUCUAGAGCAGAUGACUUUAUUAAAAAGUAUAUAUUAAAUGAGGAUUUGAAUAUAUGACAAAGAGUAUAAAAAUUAAUCGCGUGAAUGAAGAUUUUAUUAGAAGAAAGAAUUGUAUUUUGUUAUAGGCUAUUUUUUUUUCUUUAAUUAACGACUUGAUAUUCGAGUACAAUUAACUGUGGAAUAUUUCAGUAAUGGAAAGUAUAAAAAAAAAAAAAUGAUAAUAAUUCAGAUAAUUAUUAGUACAGCAUAAAAUGCUAAAUAAUUAAAAGACAAUUAUACUAAAAUGAGAAAAAGAUUAUUGAGCAAAAUUGUAGCUAUAAAAAAUUUUUUUAUCAACACUUACGUAAAAAUAUAAAGAAAAAAAAUACUAUCGUUAAUGACUGAGUAUAAGUGUUAAUUUUUUUUUUUUUGUUAUUAAAGAAAUAUAAAUUUAGAAUAAUUAAUCGUUUUCGUGAAUUUAAAAAAUCUACAGAAAAAAAAAAUAUUUUUUGGCGCAAAAAAUUUUUAUUCGCCUGUAGAAAAUUUUUUCAUUGUAAAUUAAAAUAAAAAAUUUUCUUAGGACGAGAAAGAAAUUCUUGUGCCAAGAAAUUAAUUUUUUUGUGUAGAUAGUAAAUAGAAAUUGAUAAUAAAAAAAAAAUAUAAAAUAAAAAAUAAGUAAAUGACUAAAUCACAGUUUUGGCUGGGAUAGGUUGCAAUAAUGACUAUAAUAUAAUUCGCUCAAAGCAUAUCCACCGUAUAGGAUAUCAAUAUGGGACCAAUCUACCUCAAAUAAUUGUACAACGAACAUAAGUUCAUUUCCUACAUAUAAGACUGAUAUAUAAAUCCGCCUUACAUAUAUACAUUAAUUAAAAAAACAGUUUAUAAUUGCUCUUCUAUUAUAUUACAAACUCAAAUUUAUUUCAGUCCUAAAAUGAUAUCUUCGAAAAAUAUCUUAUUACCUUAAGGAUUAUUAAAAAAUUUUCUUUAAUUAUUAUUUUAUUAUAUAUGACACACAUGUGCUAUAUAAAUAUAUAAAUAAAAGUAUAUGAGUAUAAAUAAAUAUAUAUAUAAAGUUUUAAAAAUUUAAAGAGAGAAUAGAUUAACGUAAAAAUAAAUGUAGUUACAUUG
This is a messenger RNA of Microplitis demolitor, 4095 nucleotides long. Its product is annotated as sex determination protein fruitless. The coding region runs from base 932 to 2539 and encodes 535 amino acids. The record is from RefSeq and is a predicted model, not a curated record. Lineage: Eukaryota; Metazoa; Arthropoda; Insecta; Hymenoptera; Braconidae. Gene Ontology annotation, biological process: regulation of transcription by RNA polymerase II. Gene Ontology annotation, molecular function: DNA binding; protein binding. Gene Ontology annotation, cellular component: nucleus. The transcript has 4 exons.